This is a messenger RNA of Heteronotia binoei (common prickly gecko), 2868 nucleotides long. RefSeq names its product cholinergic receptor muscarinic 3 (gene CHRM3). Bases 75 to 2012 code for a protein of 645 amino acids. NCBI's taxonomy places the organism in Eukaryota, Metazoa, Chordata, Lepidosauria, Squamata, Gekkonidae. Gene Ontology annotation, biological process: regulation of vascular associated smooth muscle contraction; adenylate cyclase-inhibiting G protein-coupled acetylcholine receptor signaling pathway; chemical synaptic transmission. Gene Ontology annotation, molecular function: G protein-coupled serotonin receptor activity; G protein-coupled acetylcholine receptor activity. Gene Ontology annotation, cellular component: plasma membrane; synapse; dendrite. The transcript has 2 exons. The record is from RefSeq and is a predicted model, not a curated record.
AAUGCCAGUGGCAUUGAUCCUUUGCACUACGUUGAACUCCUGUAAAGUUGUGCCAUGUACUGUUGUGUAUCUUUAUGGUAUACUGUGUGUCAUGGAAUGCCCAUGAUUUGGACCAAUUAUCACACCUCUCUUUGACAAAGAGAAGUGGAGGAUACAAUAGACUUGAGCAACUGAAUCCAGCACCAAGGACUUUUCCUGAAAGAAUAUGUCAGAACGUCACAAUGGUCCUGCCUAACAACAGUACAGUUUCUUCCUUGGUUUCAAAUGUGAGUUCCUUUUGGAAUCGAGACUUGGAAAGAACAGAGCUUCUCAAUGGUGCACCAUCGUUCACUAGCAACUAUGGCCUCUCUAAUGAGAGCUUCUCAUUUACCACCAUGAAAACAAUCAACCAAACUGUUCCUGAUCCCCUGGGGGGACAUGCUGUCUGGCAAGUUGUCUUAAUUGCCUUCUUCACUGGCAUUGUGUCUCUUGUGACCAUCAUUGGAAACAUCUUGGUGAUUGUGGCAUUUAAAGUCAACAAACAGCUAAAAACUGUUAACAACUAUUUCCUUCUUAGCCUUGCUUGUGCAGAUUUGAUAAUUGGUAUUAUUUCCAUGAAUCUUUUCACCACAUAUAUCAUCAUGGGUCGUUGGGCUUUGGGAAAUUUAGCCUGUGACCUGUGGCUCUCCAUCGACUAUGUUGCCAGCAAUGCCUCUGUCAUGAAUCUCCUGGUCAUAAGUUUUGACAGAUAUUUUUCCAUCACUAGGCCGCUUACCUACAGAGCUAAACGAACAACCAGAAGGGCUGGAGUGAUGAUCGGAUUAGCUUGGGUCAUCUCAUUCAUCCUUUGGGCCCCUGCCAUUCUCUUCUGGCAGUAUUUUGUUGGUGAGCGAACUGUCGAGAAAGACAAAUGUUACAUCCAGUUUCUAACGGAACCAAUCAUCACUUUUGGCACUGCCAUAGCUGCCUUUUAUCUGCCUGUCACCAUUAUGAGUAUUUUGUACUGGAGGAUAUACAAGGAGACAGAAAAGCGUACCAAAGAGCUAGCGGGACUCCAGGCCUCUGGCAGCGAAGCUGAGGCAGUGCGCUUUGUCAACAAAACAGGCAGCUCUAGAAGCUGCAGCAGCUAUGAACUGCAGCAGCAGAACACAAAACGCUCCAACAGAAGAAAAUAUGGAGGGUGCCACUUCUGGAUGACAUCAAAAAGCUGGAAACCAAGCCCAGAUCAGGUUGAUCAGGAACACAGCAGCAGUGACAGCUGGAACAACAAUGAUGGUAAUGCCUCUCUUGAGAACUCUGCCUCUUCCGAUGAAGAAGAUAUUGCCUCAGAGACCAGAGCCAUCUAUUCCAUUGUAUUGAAGCUUCCAGGACAUAGCACUAUCCUCAACUCCACAAAACUACCUUCAUCAGAAGACCUGCAUGAGUCAGAGGAAGAACUAGAGAAGCUGGACACAGAGUCAAAAGAGAGGAAAACUAAAAAACUUCAUCCAGAAAAGAGAAUGGAGGAUGGUGGAAACUUACAGAAGAGCUUUCCCAAGCUUUCAGCUCAAUCAGGAUCAGCAGCACAGCCAGGAAAGGCUUCAGAUGGUAUUUCAACAGGACCUAAGGCACCACCUGCUUUGCCUUUGUCCUUCAAAGAAGCUACCUUGGCCAAGAAGUUUGCCUUGAAGACAAGAAGUCAGAUCACCAAGCGAAAACGAAUGUCACUCAUCAAAGAAAAGAAAGCUGCACAGACACUCAGUGCCAUUUUGUUUGCCUUCAUUAUAACCUGGACUCCAUACAACAUUAUGGUCCUGGUAAAUACCUUUUGUGAUCAAUGUAUUCCUACAACUUUUUGGAACUUGGGAUACUGGCUUUGCUACAUCAAUAGCACAGUGAAUCCUAUGUGCUAUGCACUGUGUAAUAAAACAUUCAGAACCACCUUCAAGAUGUUACUCCUGUGUCAGUGUGACAAACGGAAACGGCGUAAACAACAGUACCAGCAGAGACAGUCAGUCAUUUUUCAUAAGCGGAUUCCCCGGGAAGCUUCAUAGAGUAGUAUUUUUUUAACAAUGGAAACAAAUAUUAAAGGGAUUUCAGGCAUGGGAGGGAGGGUGAUUACUGGAGCUGAUGACAAAUAUUUCAUCUUCAAGGUGUGAAAAGAGCAGCCUGGUGUAUGUAUCUAUCCUUUUAAUACUUUCUGUUUAAUGUAACUGUUUAAGCCACAUUAAGCAAAAACAAACUACAAAGGUUUUACUAUGAAACUGUGAGACAUCUGAAGGCUGACUUUAAAAAUUCCAAGAAGCUGCAUAGCAACUAUAAAAGCUGCUAAGGAUCCAAACAAUCCUCUAAUUGCAAAUCCACUCUGGGAUCACAGGUGAGCACAUGUAGUCCCAAGGGAUCCAGUAGAUUCCAACUCAAGUUUUCUGUUGAAAUAGGCUUAGCAAAACUAGUUGGGAUGUGUGUUUUCCGCACUGUAUAGGUUGCCCAAAACUUUCUUGUUGUCCCAACAAUUUCCCAUUUUUUUUCUGGUUGGGGUAUAACAUCAAUUCUUCCUAGUGCCCAGGUAAUUAACCCUUUAACCAAUGCAGAGCUUGUAGUCUAUUUACCAGGAAAGACAAUGCUUGUCUUUCUUGUUAUGGAAUAAUUAUGGAAUGUGAGAAGUAUAAAAGACCUUGCACAUUAUUUCCCAGAUCUCAUUUAUAUUUAUUUAUUUUUAACUUUUGGUUUUGCCUUAAAGUGGUGAAACCUACACUAUUAAUACAUGCAACAAUAAAGAACCGAGCAAAAGACAUACCAUCCACAUGUUUUUGCAGUGGAACUAAACAUCAUCCUCAUUUUUAAUAUACAGAUGAACCCUAAAGAAAAGCUUGGUUCUUUCUCAACCAGAGAUGUCAGGCUACAUUUAAA